Messenger RNA from Mastomys coucha (southern multimammate mouse), 2513 nucleotides. RefSeq names its product DNA polymerase alpha 2, accessory subunit (gene Pola2). Lineage: Eukaryota; Metazoa; Chordata; Mammalia; Rodentia; Muridae. The transcript has 18 exons. The record is from RefSeq and is a predicted model, not a curated record. Gene Ontology annotation, cellular component: alpha DNA polymerase:primase complex. Gene Ontology annotation, biological process: DNA replication; DNA replication initiation. Gene Ontology annotation, molecular function: DNA binding. The coding region runs from base 525 to 2207 and encodes 560 amino acids.
CCUGGCGCAAGCGCGCUCUAGGCUAAGCGUUUGGCGGGUUUUUCCUGGUUGUGCUCUUCCCUGAGAAGUUAAGUUGUAGCUUUCGGAAGCAAGUUCUCUCUCCGAAUCCUUACCUCUCGAGGGUUUUUGAAGUAUUUCUCUGUGACCUGGUGGCUGGGGUCGUCUGAGGGUUUAGGCUAGGUGGUCUCGUGACGCGUUCCUGUCACCUUCCCGAAAAGCGAAAGGAUAAGCUUCUGCUGGGGUAGACUCGAGCUGAGUGAGGUCGGAGCCCGGCGGCAGGCGCCGACCUCUCCCGGGUCACCAUGGCCGUGUCCACCCAGCAGCUGGCGGAGGAGCUGCAGAUCUUCGGCCUGGACUACGAGAACUCCCUGUUGGAGAAACGGCCCGUGGAUGCUGGAUACAGAGGACUGUUUGGCCUCUCAAGGUGGAAGCUGUCAGAAUGAGCUAGGCUCUCUCUUACUCGUCUGAUUGCUCUCCCUGCAGUGGCAGAGCUGUGUGUUCUGUACCGACAGACUGAGGAGGGAAUGGUCGGCGAGCUUAUCGCCUUCUGCACCAGCGCAGGGAAGUCAUGCCUUACUGUAGAGAUCCUGAACUCUUUUGAACAUGAGGUUCUGAACAAAAAACUCUCCAAAGCCUGGCACAGUGCCUCCAAAGACAGCGGGCACGCGGGAGCCAGAGACAUCGUCUCCAUACAAGAGCUAAUUGAAGCAGAGGAGGAAGAGGAGACCCUUCUGAGCUCUUACACCACACCCUCUAAGGGUCCUCACAAGCGCGUUAGCAGCACCCCAGAAACCCCACUAACCAAAAGGAGCGUCGCUGCUCGAAGCCCGCAUCAGCUUCUCUCACCAUCAAGUUUCUCCCCGAGUGCUACCCCCUCCCAGAAAUACAACUCCAGAACCAACCGGGGAGAAGUGGUCACCACCUUUGGCUCAGCACAGGGCGUGUCUUGGUCCGGGAGAGGAGGCUCUGGAAGCGUCAGUCUGAAGGUCUUGGGAGACCCAGAGCCACUCACUGGCAGCUACAAAGCCAUGUUUCAGCAGCUCCCGGAUAUUCGAGAAGUUCUGACCUGUAAGAUAGAAGAGCUUGGUGGAGAGCUGAAGGAGCAUCACAAGAUCGAGGCUUUCACUCCUCUCCUGGUCCCAGCACAAGAGCCUGUCACCUUGCUGGGUCAGAUUGGCUGUGACAGCAACGGGAAGCUGAACAGCAAGUCAGUGAUUCUUGAGGGAGACCGGGAACACUCCUCCGGCACCCAGAUUCCGGUGGAUUUAUCUGAACUCAAAGAGUAUUCUCUCUUUCCUGGACAGGUUGUAAUUAUGGAAGGAUUCAACACCACUGGUAGGAGAUUUACUGCCACCAAACUCUAUGAGGGUGUGCCACUUCCUUUCUAUCAGCCCACUGAAGAGGAGAGAGAUUUUGAGCAGACUAUGGUGUUGGUUGCCUGCGGGCCUUAUACCACCUCUGACAGCAUCUCAUACGAACCCCUGCUUGAUCUGAUCACCAUCAUCAACCAUGACCGGCCAGAUGUCUGCAUCCUGUUCGGACCUUUCCUGGAUGCUAAACAUGAACAGGUGGAGAACUGUAAGUUGACAAGCCCAUUCGAAGAUGUUUUCAAGCAAUGCCUGAGAACAGUCAUCGAAGGAACGAGAAGCUCCGGCUCCCACCUCGUCUUUGUCCCAUCUCUGAGGGAUGUGCAUCAUGAGCCAGUGUACCCACAGCCUCCUUUCAACUACUCCGAACUGCCUCGAGAAGACAAAAAGCGAGUACAGUUUGUGUCAGAGCCCUGCAACCUCUCCAUAAAUGGCGUGAUGUUUGGUUUGACAUCCACGGACCUGCUGUUCCACAUUGGGGCUGAGGAGAUCUGUAGAUCUUCCGGGACUUCAGACAGAUUCAGCCGAAUCCUCAAGCACAUCCUAACGCAGAGAAGCUACUACCCACUUUACCCACCCCACGAGGACAUGGCCAUAGACUAUGAGAACUUCUACACCUAUGCCCAGCUGCCGGUCACCCCCGAUGUCUUCAUAGUGCCGUCAGAAUUGAGGUACUUUGUGAAGAACAUCUUUGGCUGUGUCUGUAUGAAUCCUGGGCGGCUCACCAAAGGACAAGUGGGUGGCACCUUUGGCCGCCUCUACCUCAGGAGGCAGCCCGACGCCAUGGACGGUGAGGGCAGGCAGGGCCUCAGUGUGGCUGCGCAGGUGGUCAGAAUCUGAGUCCUCCCGCCUCACAGACACUGAGAGCCCAGGUAUGACCCUCUGGUGACCAAACCAUUGGAGUACCUGACAAAGAUCUGGCCACAGGGACAGGACUGCAGGGCUGCGCUGUCCAAUCUCAACUCACCUUCACCCCCAUGCAGCUUGGCCCUGAUCUGAGUCAUGCCCCUGCCUCUCUCCUGCUUCACAAGGUAGAUGUACAAAAGUGAACCAUCUAUGGAGUCAGAAAGACAGGAAAACUUUGCAAUCUUCUGUAUGAAUCAAACACAGCGUGUGGAGAAAUAAAAAGUUUUUUAGUCUAACUGA